Serpula lacrymans var. lacrymans S7.9 is the source of this 477-nucleotide messenger RNA. RefSeq lists its product as uncharacterized. The transcript has a single exon. The record is from RefSeq and is a predicted model, not a curated record. NCBI's taxonomy places the organism in Eukaryota, Fungi, Basidiomycota, Agaricomycetes, Boletales, Serpulaceae. Bases 1 to 477 code for a protein of 158 amino acids.
AUGCCCGCGGUGUUACCAAUCCCACUUGAUCACGUCUAUCAACGCCACCUCAAACCUCAUCCAAUCAAUCCACCUGCGAUACAACCUCAUCCACUCCAUCAGCUCAUCAUCCACCCCAAUCCCAUCAUUGACAAAGCCCCAAAUCACCAUCAAAUCCCUCCGAAACCUCAAAACGACCUUUUAGAGGCCUUCAAACCCACAAUUGAGCCUCGCAAAAGUCCCAGAUGUGCAGAACUGAAGCCACAGGGCUUCUACAGGGCUUUGCAUGAAGGACAAAGUGUCGCAUCAGCCGCACUGAUCCCACCGGAUGAGUCAGGCAAUGAAAACAGCGACAACAGAGCUUACACAAGCGCCUGCCUCCUAGCUGCAGAUCUGGACGCACAACUCAACAGCAACACGCCAACAAUGGCUGAAGCGCCACAAGGACCACAUAGAGACAAGUGGUUAGAGGCUAUUAAUGAAGAAUUCAGGCAAUAG